This is a messenger RNA of Condylostylus longicornis, 1138 nucleotides long. RefSeq lists its product as uncharacterized. The transcript is spliced from 4 exons. NCBI's taxonomy places the organism in Eukaryota, Metazoa, Arthropoda, Insecta, Diptera, Dolichopodidae. The record is from RefSeq and is a predicted model, not a curated record. The coding region runs from base 162 to 1109 and encodes 315 amino acids.
GGUGCGCGGUAUUAAAAUUAUUUAAUUAUGUUUAGUUUUGAAAAAAUUCAUUAAUAAUUAAUAAGAGAAAAUAUUUCAUAUUAUAUAACAUGUUCAAUAUUGAAAUAAAAUUUUAAUUAAUUAAAUUUUAAUUUAUAAAAAGUAAAAUUAAGAAAAUAAUCAUGAAAUUCGUGAAUUUUAUAAAUCUUGUAUGGAUGCUCGUGAUUUUAAAUAGUGUAAUUGGAGAACAAAUUUUGUCAAUAUCAAUACCUGAAUCUUAUUCACCUAUAGGAGAAAGACAAGAUAAAGGAAAAGUUGAUCCAAAAUUAGAUUUAGAAAAUUCAGAUGAAGAACAAUCAUCAACACCAAGUAAUAUACCAUCUUCAAAACAUCCAAAAGGUAGUGGUAGUAGUGGAACAAGUGGUAUUCAAGGAAAACCAUCAUCACCAAAAAUUCAAGGAGUACGUGUUACAGUUGAUACUGGUCCAAAUGGUAAAUCAGAUUCAUCCGGUAGUAAAGAAAGUGUUGAAAUACUUGAACCGAAGAAAGGAAAACGUGUUGGAAUACAUACAGAUAUAACAUUUGAAAUUUCAGAUGAUAGUGACACUGGUAAUUCAACAUAUCCAAAAGAUAAAGAUGCUGAUGAUGCUGAUAUUCCAAUAUUUAAAGGUCGUGAUAGUUCAACACAUCGUCCAAGAAGACCAUAUGAUCCAAAACAAGAUCAUCAUUGGAAUAAUGAUCAACCACCACAACGACAUCAUAGUAGUGGACCAAAUUUUAAUGAUGGGAAUAGAAAUAAUUAUUAUCCGGGUUAUUCAUUAACAAAUGAUCAAGAAUAUUAUCAUAGUGGUGUUAGUGGAUUAAGUGGUGGUGGAAGAGUUGGUUAUCGUACUGAUAACACUAAUAAUCGAAGAGAUAAUAAUGGUUGGACUGGUUAUAUACCAAUGACAAAUAUAUGGACAACAGAACGUGCAUAUUAUUCGGGUGGUUUUAAAACAUAUGAAGGACCACAAUGGAAACCAUGUUAUUGUAUAUCAAAUGAUGGUAGAAAUCGUCGUCAAAGUCGUAUCGGAUAUUUAAAAGUUGAUGAUAAAUUAGAUUUACCAUAUUCAAGUAAAAGGAAUAAAUGAUUUUAAUAAUUAUAGUUAAGCAAUAUAAA